Funneliformis caledonium is the source of this 297-nucleotide messenger RNA. Lineage: Eukaryota; Fungi; Glomeromycota; Glomeromycetes; Glomerales; Glomeraceae. The record is from the annotation of a GenBank genome assembly.
AUGGGAGAAAUUACUCCAGGAGACUAUAGAAUUAUCGUUAAAAAAGAUAAUAAACCUGUUUUAAAAGUUGAAAAUAUGUAUGAAGUACUAUGCAGAACACAUGCUGAAAUUGAUAAUCAUUCUUCUUUUCAUCCUUUAGCAAACAAACCAAUAAUUGCAAAAGAUUAUCUAUUUUGUAUAGAUUUAAUUGAUUUGUCUUACGAUGCUGAUGGUGAUUACAAAUAUAUUUGUCAUGCUCGCGAUCACUUUACUCGAUUUUCUUGGGCAAAACCACUUACUUCUAAACGAGCUGUUGAA